Messenger RNA from Liolophura sinensis, 834 nucleotides. RefSeq lists its product as uncharacterized. The record is from RefSeq and is a predicted model, not a curated record. The transcript has 4 exons. Lineage: Eukaryota; Metazoa; Mollusca; Polyplacophora; Chitonida; Chitonidae. Bases 78 to 614 code for a protein of 178 amino acids.
UUUAUGCAUGCGACAAGAAAUCUCUUGUGUAAAUUCAUCAUUUCACGGAUAAUAACAAACCAUCACUACGCCCAUCGAUGGAGCAGACCCUCGGAGGGCCACAGUCGUACCGGGACCCCUGCUGGCAAGGGAAGACCCCGUACUGGAAGGGCUCGGGGUAUUACGUACCAUCAGAACGAGGCUGGCAGAUGUACCACGAGUACCGGGACGUCCCGCCCAAAGACAGAAUCAACGCCAUCUUGUUUGAGAAGCAAGCGUUUUUUCGCUCAGUCAUUCAGCAGCUUGGGGAUGACAAAGCCCCAGGGGGUGUUUUAUUUAAAAACCCUGCCCACGGGCGUCUGAGCACACCCCACGAGAAGCUAAUCCUGCAGAAGCCUGGGGGCUGGGACCACGUGUGGACGGGGGCAGGGCUUUACAUGCAGCAGAAUGACACGUGGAUUAAUGAUCAGAGCGGAGCUAAUGUACCCGCUGAAGCUUUACUCUUCAUCAACGAGGAGGACUGGAUUAAGUUUAAACACGCGCACAACAACCCAAGUUACAACAUCAUGCUAAAAACAAAAUCUAACAUGUGUUCAUUAGUUAUACAUAUCUCCAUUAUCUGUACAUGUACCUAAACCUCGAUGCACAUAGCCACUGCAAACAGAUGAUACACAAUCUUUAUAUCAUAAAUACCGUGGUAAUAACACACGCACAAAAUGCUGCUUUAAAAGCUGGUAUUGAACACUGUACUUGGUUAAUUUUAAAUACAAUAUCACAUUAACCUACAGUAUUAACCCAUAGAUUAGAACCAAACUAGAAUGAAAAUUGAUGGACUUAUCAUCAGGGUAAGAGAUG